AUGCUACGGGCCCAGUGGGAAGAUGGCAAACCUUCCGCUACAUUUCAUAUGGAGCUGAAGCUAGUGCGCACGUUCGUACACUCAGAGGGAUUCGUGACGGAGCCGCGGAGGGACAAGGAGGACACGGAGGAGAAGAGGCAUGUCAGCUCCCCCGACACCGGAGUAUGGAUGGAACAGGCUCAUGCUAGCCGCCCGGGGCAGGUGGGGAUCAUUCUGGGUGUGAUCGUGUACAGUGACAGUACGCACGCCAGUGCCAACGGGAGGCUACAAGCGUGGCCAGUCCUAAUAAGUAUGAUAAACAUCCCGGAGGCACUGAGAUGCGCAAAGCUGAAGGUCAUUUACGUGACAGAUGCAUCCGGACAAGUGGUGAAGGGUAUCCCAUGCUUGUUUGCGGAGGUGGGAGACUACCCCGAGUCGUCCAGGUGCACGGCGACAAUGCAGCAGGGUUCACACCGGCCCUGCAGCUCCUGCUACAUCAAGAAGACCAGUCUGGCCGACCUGAGGACGGAGACGACAGUGAGGACCGUUAAGCUGCACCGGAAGGUGGUGUCGUGGAUGCAGAACGCUACAAAGAAGGACGAUGCUGACAAGAUCCGCAGACGAUGGUCGACACACCCCGUUCAGACGGUACUAGAGAGGUGGAAUUUUUCAGAGACGACAUGGGGAAACGUAUUUCUCGCUUGCGUGGCGGACGUGCUGCAUGUGCUGGACGGAGGGUUCCUUGGACACAUGGUGGACGAGUUCAUCUAUCCCCUCAGCAAGCCGGAAAGGAGGGAGCUAGAGAGGUGGGUGUCCCGGGCGCAAGAAGGAGCAGAAGAAGGACACUCGCUCCACGGUGGUCCGGAUCCCGGGUGGCACUUCUUGGUUCAAGUCACGGGCAAACUACGCGGCGUUCGAGAACAGGGGCAUGAUGCAAGUGAUGCCGAUACUCAUCGCGGACAACAUGGAAGGGUGCGAGCCGAGGAGAAGGAGCAGCGUUUCAAGGAGGUGAGAGCGUUCCGGAGGUACACGGUGUUCUACAAGUCGCUGCUCGGCGUGAGCAAGCACACGGAGAGGACACUCAGUGACGUGCGGCAGAACGCGUACAUGAUGGUGGACGCAGUGCAGGACGCUUUUCGAUCGCAAGCGUCAGCGUGGAACUUACCGAAGGUGCACCAGAUCAUUCAUCUCAUUGACGGCAUCAUGCUCCGGGGGUUGCCGUUUGAGUACUCAACGAACCUGUGGGAGCACACCCACAAGGGCACCGUGAAGGUGCCCGUGCGCGGGAGUAACUGGAAGGACAUCCCCCGACGAAUCGUGGAGGAGGAGGUGCAGAGGGAGAUCACACAGGAGGUGGCGGCGUUGGCGGGGGGAGGAAGGCAGUACGUUAGUGCGCUGCGUGAGGUGAGAUGGCCUAGGCGGCUGACUCGUAUGACGGCAUGGGAUGCGGAGUGGAUGACGGACUAUGACGGGCAUGCUGGGAGAUGUCCUCUGUUUCAGGCGGUGAGGCUUCAAACGUACGUCCUGACGAGGAAGUCGAGGACGGCGGACGUGAGCGACGGAGAGGACGCGGUGCUGUGGGCGUACAAGGAGGCAUUAGGCUCAGACAUGAAGGAGCUGGGCAGGUGCCUGGCAGCCGCAGGUGUGACAGGCACCGCCAUCAAGGUACACACUGCGGUGGCCAUUCCGCGUACGCGUGGCGGGGAGCUUGUGGCCAAGGGCACGUUUGUGAAGGCCAGCCCGUCCGAGAUGUGGUUUUCGGACGUCGCCGUCAGGGCGAAGACGGAGAAGGAGGAGUGGUACGCACGAUGCCUGUGCGUGUUCUGGGCAACGGACACGGAGGGGACGGAGGGGAGGUACGCAUAUGUGAAGUUCUAUGAGGCGGCCGGAGUUUGCCCCAUGACCACCUGCGUGCAGCUGACCCCAGGGAGGGUAGAGACUCGCUACUCAGUGGUGGACGUGGAGUGCAUCAAGCGGGUGGUGCAUGUGUGCAAGUCGUAUGUGAACAAGAAGGUCAUGCUGCUGAACAAGUUUCUGCUGUGUGAGUAG
Messenger RNA from Closterium sp. Yama58-4, 2028 nucleotides. Lineage: Eukaryota; Viridiplantae; Streptophyta; Zygnematophyceae; Desmidiales; Closteriaceae. The record is from the annotation of a GenBank genome assembly.